Molecule: messenger RNA, 3830 nt
Organism: Drosophila rhopaloa
Lineage: Eukaryota; Metazoa; Arthropoda; Insecta; Diptera; Drosophilidae
Product: defective chorion-1 protein, FC125 isoform
Exons: 5
Coding region: 58-3771 (1237 amino acids)
Biological process (GO): chorion-containing eggshell formation
Cellular component (GO): egg chorion; extracellular region
Molecular function (GO): structural constituent of egg chorion
Source: RefSeq, a predicted model, not a curated record
CCGGCGAACACCGAUCUCCGUUAACCAAUCUUGAGCAGACUUUUGCCCUCCCGCAGGAUGAGAUUGCACAGCCUGCUACCGCUCCUGCCGCUCCUGGCGCUCCUCGGCGUCCAAGUUGCUGGCCAGAACACUGGCCAGGCCAACGUCGCCUCCGAAGAUCCUGCGCCGGAUGGCGGAUCACCGGCCAACUCUUCCACGAUCACCAGAACAAGGAUUCCCAACCGGGACGAGAUCCUGGGCCAGAUGCCGCUAAUCAGCCCCAUCCGCACUGGCAAUCCCCAGCUGGACGCCUUCUACUUGCUGUUCCCAGCUCUGGGCGGCCUCCUCCGCUGGGGCAGCCUCUUCCCGGCCUACUCCAUCCUGGGCGCCAUUCCCGACACCCUGCAACCCUCGGCCGCCGCCUCGAAGGUGGUGCUCGUCCUGGCCGAUGAUGCCACGGCCAGGACGCGAGUGGCCCGUCAGAAUGAUCCGGCCAGUGCUCUCGGCCAGAUGAUGAGCUGGCCACAGAACUUUGCACUUCCGACCAUGGACUUGGGACCCCAGGUCGGUUCGUUUUUGGCCCAAUUUCAGCCGAUGCCUAGCCUCCUGGGUGCAGCUGCUCCGGUUCCAGCUCCUGCUCCUGCUUCUGCUCCUGUUCCUGCGCAGCCUGCUCCUCCGGCACCAGCUGCUGAUCCACCAGCAGCAGGAGGAGUUCCUCGUCCUUUUCCUGCUGACAUGCUGGGUCAAUCGCUUCAGAACGCCUUCACCUCACUGAAUCCGGCGAACUUUGAUCCCAUCAAUCUGCUGGGUCAGGCUCAAACUGCUAAUUUGCCUCCACCCAAUACAGAUUUCUUCGGCCAAAUACAGAAGCAGCUCUUCCAGGGACUUCCAGGGCUCCAACAGGCAGCUCCCGUUGGCACGGAUGCCCAGGCCUCCGACAUUUCCGAGGUGAGGGUGCGUCCCGAGACUGCCUACUCGCCACAGGCUGAGAUGGCCCAGCUGAAGAUCAAGUCGGCGCUGGAAAGGGAGCAGGAGAAGCUGGAGCAGGAGCAAGAGCAGGACCGAGUGCCGCUCCUCUGGUUCCGAAUGCCCACCACCCAGGGCCAAAGGGAUAUGAGGGAGGAAAGGCCACUGGAGGACCUUCGCGUGGAGGCCAAGCUGAAGGCCUUCGAACGCCAGGUGAUCGCCGAACUGAAAAUGCUGCAGAAGAUCGAGCUGAUGGCCAAGGAGAUGAGGUCCAGUGCCUCGCUGGCGGCCGACUCCCCCUACAGGAUCAGCUAUCCCCUGAGCCGCACCCCCGUCCACAAGAUCACGCGGGCUGAUAUCGAGCAGGCCCUCCGCGACGACUACGUCCGGCGAUUGGUCACCAAGGAGGCGCAGCGCAAGACCAGGAUUACGGGUCAGAGCAGCCGGAAGGCAGGCGGGCUUAAGCGUCAGACAAUUGAUUCGGAUCAGAACCUGUCCAAGGAGGACAUCGUCCAGAUUAUGGCCUACGCCUAUCGCAUGGCCAGCGAGCAGACUGAGAAGGGCAAGAAGGAUAAGGCUUACGCGGCCUUCAGGACAACUGGACAAGAUGAGGGUCAGGCGGGGAUUAUGCCGAAUCAGCAAAAACUGUGGUCCGAGGAUCAGACCAAGAUCCAACAGAAUCAGCAGCAGGUCCAGCAGAUGCAGCAGCAGCGACAAAUGGCCGAUAAUCCACAAAUGAUGCAACAGAUGCAGCAGCCACAAAUGGCCGUGGAUCCAGAAAUGAUGCAACAGAUGCAGCAACGACAAAUGGUCGCGGAUCCACAAUUGCCAGAGAAGCAGCAGCCACAAAGGGACGUGGAUCCACAAAUGAUGCAACAGAUGCAGCAGCGACAAAUGGCCGAUAAUCCACAAAUGAUGCAACAGAUGCAGCAGCCACAAAUGGCCGAGAAUCCACAAAUGAUGCAACAGAUGCAGCAGCGACAAAUGGCCGAGGAUCCACAAAUGAUGCAACAGAUGCAGCAGCGACAAAUGGCCGAUAAUCCACAAAUGAUGCAACAGCAAGAGAUGUCCGCUGAGCAGGCCAAGAUGGCUCACCAGAUGGCCCGGGAGAAUCCCAUGAUGAUGCAGCAGAGGCAGAUGGCGGAGAAUCCACAAACGAUGCAGCAAAGACAGUGGUUAGAGGAGCAGGCCAAGAUCCAACAGCAACAGCAGCAAGUCCAGCAGAUGCAGCAGCAGCGACAAAUGGCCGGGGAUCCACAAAUGAUGCAGCAGAUGCAGCAGAUGCAGCAGCGGCAAAUGAUCCCACAAAAUCCCAUAAUGAUGCAGCAAAGACAGUGGUCGGAGGAUGCACAGAAGGUUCAGCAGAUGCAGCAAAGGCAGUUGGCAGAGGAUCAGACCAGUAUGCGGCAGGAACAGCUGAUAGCCCAGCAGAAUGCCAUGAUGAUGCAGCAGCAGCCGAGACAGAUGAUGGCGGAUCCACUGAUGAUCAAACAAAUCCAUCAGGCCCAACAGAUGGCCCAACAGAAUCGCAUGAUGAUGCAGCAACAGCAGCCACGAUGGGAGGAUGAGGAUCGGGCAGCCCUAAGGUGGGCCAACGAGAAGUCCGAGGCGAUCCAGCAUGAGGCAAUACUCGGCGAGGCGAGUCCCCAGAUGCCGGAGAACGAAGGAACCGCCCGGCACAAAGUGGAUUCCUUGGGACUCGGCGGAAACAAGCGAAAGAAGUCCAAAUCGCAUUCGCACGCGGUGAUCAACUAUUACUACCAGGCACCUCCCCAGCGUCCGGCUGCCCCAAGUUAUGGCCCAGCUCCAAGUUACGGCCCUGCCCCAAGUUACGGCCCUGCCCCAAGUUACGCUCCUGCCCCAAGUUACGGCGGCAGUUACGGAACUAGUUACGGCGGCGGUGGCCACGGAUCGAAUGCCUAUGGAGUCGCACGCCCCGUCAACUCCUACCAAAGUCAGGGAUAUCGGACGGCACUCGGCAACGAUGAGGUGGACGAGAUGCUGCGCGAGGACCAGACGAUGGGCCGGACAAUAAAUCCCAAGCAACCAGGAGAAGUCGGCGGAGUGGCGAGGCAGCAGAGCAGCUCUGCUCCUCCAGCGACGACGACUGGAGCAGCUCCUCCGGAGCAACUGCAGCAGCAUCGAGUCCACAAAAGUCCAUCAUCAGCACCAUCCGAAUCCGAAAGCGCACCCCCAUCACAUGACCCCCAAGUGGGCUCCAUUUUCACCUUCGACGAGGGACUGUUGCAUCCGUUCAUGGGCCUGCUGCCGGUGGCCAGACCCGAUGAUCCCUGGAACCAGAAGGCCUACGAUCCGCACCAUGCCCUCUACACCGGCGGAGGCAGCUAUGAUGCCUAUCUGAAGGACGGUCGUCGGCGCCGGGAUACGCACAUCAUGGGUCAGGGGUCACAGCUCGGCAUCCUAACGCCCGGCAUGUUGGACAGGCUGCUACGGAUCAAAAUGGAUUUCCAGCGCAGGUUUCCCCAUCUCUACAAGGGCAUGCUGAAUCACCACACCAAUCUCACCCGGGUGGAGGUGGAGCCUCCUGUUUUGGGCAAGAUAUCCGAACCAACGGCGAAGUCCAGGGAAGAGGUUGAGCCGGAUGAGCCUGUCUUCGAACUGGGUGCCGCCGAGCGUAGCCUUUUCGAGGACGAUGCCAACGAUCCUCUGGAGAAGGAGCCCGAACCCGAGCCGGAUGAGGCGGAUGACCGGGACAUUGAGGAGCCCCAGGAGAGCAGUGAGCCCAAGGACAGCAGCAGCAGAAAAGAACGGGAUGACAACGACAUCGACUACUUCAACUUCGAUGACGAUGAUGUUGAUGAUUAGACUUUUAAUAAUAAUGUCAAUAAAAAUAAUUAUUAAAUAAUAAUUAUGCGAAAAAUUAA